Molecule: messenger RNA, 4656 nt
Organism: Rattus rattus (black rat)
Lineage: Eukaryota; Metazoa; Chordata; Mammalia; Rodentia; Muridae
Gene: Cast
Product: calpastatin
Exons: 29
Coding region: 169-2310 (713 amino acids)
Cellular component (GO): cytoplasm
Molecular function (GO): calcium-dependent cysteine-type endopeptidase inhibitor activity
Source: RefSeq, a predicted model, not a curated record
GAGGAGGGCCUAACCGGGCGAGGGGGAGCUGGCCCGGGCUCAGGGCUGGGUCGGAAAAGCUGUCUCACUUCGCCGUUCGGCUCCACCGCCCCGAGCUCUGGCCCGGGCCUCCCGUACAAUUUCUCUGCGCUUUCCCAGAGGCUGCACUCGCAGCAGUUUCACCAAAUAAUGUCCCGGCCCAGCCCGAAGCCCGCUGCCUCUUCCAGGCCCCGGCGCGGCGCGGCAGCUAGCCACACCCAGGAGCAUGUUAAUGAAAAGAAUAUUGGAUCAUCUUCUAAACCAGCAGAAAAGAAAGGAUCUGAUGAGGUGACAGCUUCCUCUGCUGCCACUGGCACAUCUCCCAGAAUGAGUACCACAGAAGCUAAGGCUGUGAAAAUAGAGUCUGAGAAGUCGCAAUCAAGUGAGCCGCCUGUGAUUCAUGAGAAAAAGCCAAAAGGAAAGCCAAAGAAAGGGUCAGAGCCCCAAACUCUUCCUAAGCAUGCAUCAGAUACAGGAAGUAAGCAUGCUCACAAAGAAAAAGCACUUUCCAGAUCAAAUGAGCAGAUAGUGUCAGAGAAAUCAUCAGAAUCAAAGACAAAAUUUCAAGAUGCUCCUUCUGCUGAUGGAGAGAGUGUGGCUGGAGGUGUGACUGUGGCCACUGCCUCAGACAAGGUGGUUGUUAAGAAAAAAGAGAAGAAAUCAUUAAAACCUACUUUACCUAUGGAGUCCACACUAAACAAGCUCUCUGACAAGUCAGGCGUGAAUGCUGCUUUGGAUGACCUGAUAGACACCUUAGGUGAAUGUGAAGAUACUAACAAAGAUGAUCCACCAUAUACUGGACCAGUAGUUCUGGACCCAAUGAAUUCUACCUACCUUGAGGCAUUGGGUAUAAAAGAAGGGACUAUUCCUCCAGAGUAUAGGAAACUUCUGGAGAAAAAUGAAGCUAUCACAGGACCUCUUCCAGAUUCUCCUAAACCUAUGGGAACUGACCAUGCUAUAGAUGCCUUGUCAUCUGAUUUCACCUGUAGCUCUCCAACUGGAAAGCAAACUGAGAAAGAGAAGUCUACUGGGGAAAUUUCGAAAGCUCAGUCUGCAGGAGUGACCAGAAGUGCUGUUCCUCCCCAGGAGAAGAAAAGGAAAGUAGAAGAGGGGGUCAUGAAUGAUCAAGCCCUGCAGGCUCUGUCAGAUUCACUGGGCACCCGGCAGCCAGACCCUCAGAGCCAUCUUAGGCAAGCCAAACAAGUCAAAGAGGCAAAAGCAAAAGAAGAAAGGCAGGAGAAAUGUGGUGAAGAUGAGGACACAGUACCUGCUGAGUACAGGUUAAAACCAGCCAAGGAUAAAGAUGGAAAACUACUAUUGCCAGAACCUGAAGAAACAGCUAAGUGCCUGAGUGAGUCAGAGCUGAUUGGGGAGCUUUCAGCAGAUUUUGUCCAACCUACAUAUCAAGAAAAACCAUCUAUGCCAGCUGAAAAGAUAGAGAAGGGCGUAGUGCCAGAUGAUGCUGUAGAAACCUUGGCUAGAAGCCUGGGGACAAGGAAAGAAGAUCCAGAAGAUGAAAAAUCUCUGGUGGAUAAAGUCAAGGAGAAAGCUAAAGAAGAAGAUCAUGAAAAACUUGGUGAAAAAGAAGAAACAAUUCCUCCUGAUUAUCGACUAGAAAUAGUCAAGGAUAAGGAUGGAAAACCACUCCUGCCAAAAGAACCCCAGGAACAACUUGCACCCUUAAGCGAUGAUUUCCUUCUUGAUGCAUUGUCUCAGGACUUCUCCAGUUCUGCAAACAUAUUGUCUCUUGGUUUUGAAGAUGCCAAACUUUCUGCUGCCGUUUCUGAAACAGUUUCCCAGGUGCCUGCUCCAAGCAACCACACAGCAGCCCCACCGCCUGGCACUGAGAGGAGAGACAAAGAACUCGACGAUGCCUUGGAUGAACUUUCUGACAGUCUUGGACAAAGACAGCCUGAUCCAGAUGAGAACAAACCACUAGAUGAUAAAGUAAAGGAAAAAAUCAAAGCAGAGCAUAGCGAGAAACUGGGAGAAAGAGACGACACCAUCCCCCCUGAAUAUAGGCAUCUCCUGGAUAAUGAUGGGAAGGACAAACCAGAGAAGCCACUGACAAAGAACACAGAGAAGCCUGGUCAGGACCAGGACCCCAUUGAUGCCCUCUCAGAAGAUUUGGAUAGCUGCCCCCCAACUACAGAGACUUCACAGAAUACAACAAAGGAGAAGGGUAAGAAGACUUCAAGUUCCAAAGCAUCCAAGAAUGAAGAGAAAACAAAGGAUUCCUCCAAGAAGACAGAGGAAGUGCGCAAGCCAAAGGUGGAUGAAGAUGCAACAUAAAGUUUAUGCAUUUUGGUAUCUGAAUAAAAAUUCUUCAGCUGGUGGAUGGUGACUUUUGAAGAUCAAAGGCUUUGAUGACAAUUUUUCUGGGUGGCUUCUAGACAGUUGUAUUUGUUAUGUCUUUUGACACCUUAAACAUUGAGUUGUUAUUCUUUUCCAGAACAAAAAAGAAUUUGUCUGGCUCAUCUGUGUUCUGUAUUGAGUAUUGAUAAACUUCAAAGAUUUUUAAUUGCCUUUAGGUAGGAGAAGGAAGCUUUAUAUUUGUAAAAAAAUAUAUUUGACAGUUUCUUAAAACACCAAAAAUCCCAGAAAACCUUUGCAAACAUUUGCACAUUAUAUACAUAGUGCCUGUAAAACUCAUUAGUAAUUUUGGUUUACACCCAAUUUUUUUAGCAUUUGAAAUAUAAUGCUCUUAUAGUUUGUCAAUAUUUUGAUUUCUUAUUAUGUCUUUUUCUUGGGCUUUGAUGUAUCUUUGGGUUAAUGUUGAUAAGUCAAAUAUGGAAUAUUGUACUUUGGGUGUAUAACUCCUUUGGAGAUGCUAAUAAUAAAUUAAUGAUAGAUAACCCAAGUAAACCUUGGGAGCACCAAUCUCCUUUCCUACCUGAAUUCUCCUUUUCUAGGAAUGAGGACUUCUACUCAUGGUCAGACAAGACACAUUGAGAUUUGAACUAAACAGAAAAAUGAAGCACAGACUCGAGUUUAAAUUUUAGCAAUAAACUGGGGAUUCUUAGAAUACUCAUAUGCCUUGAACUAUCCUGGUUUACCAUGACAUUAAACUGUGGAUUCCACUCUCUACAUGAAAAACAAAUUGUAAUCCUUUGCUUAUAGCCAUUCGCCACAUUGUCUGGCUUUAUGGAAGUCAAAUUACCAAACACAAAAAUGAACUCUUUUAAGUAAGUUGUGUGUGUGUGUGUGUGUGUGUGUGUGUGUGUGUGUGUGUGUGUGUGUUUAUACAAUGUAUACACUGAAAUUUAAAAUCUGCUGCUAUAUCAAAGCAGGUUAAAUUAUCUUAACAUCUUUGAAUGGUAUCAGAUUUUUCUCAGUACUACACUGGUAUCAUUGAUGGAAAUUUGAUAAACAAUUCCAUUUCUAUUUCCUGGAAAUAAAUGCUGGAAAAGAUGUCAGGUACAUAUAAACCCGACUUCAACUUUCUUAUUUCCAGAAAUCACCUUCGUUGCCAUCAAUUUAAAGGUUUUAUUGGGAUUUACUUAACUUUACUAAGCAUAACUUACAUUAUGAGGACAGAAAAGACAGGGGACAGAUAACACAAAGGAAAACUAAAAAUAUUCAUAAUGAACACAUUUUGUUAACUGUCUCUAAAAGUACUCUCUACAAAUCAUGCAUGUACCUUAGAUUUCAAAUGCUACCCACAAAAGUUUUUAGUUCCCAGUCCUAUAAAAAGGACAGUCACUAUUCCGUUUUUAAGGCACUGACAAGAGAAGAAUGUACUCACUGUCUUAGUUAGGGUUUUACUGCUAUGAACAGACACCAUGGCCAAGGCAACUCUUAUAAGGACAGCAUUUAAUUGGGGCUGGCUUACAGGUUCAGAGGUUCAAUUCAUUAUCAUCAAGGUGGGAGCAUGGCAGCAUCCAGGUAGGCAUGAUGUAGGGAGAAACUGAGCAUGCUACAUCUUGUUCCUAAGGCAAACAAGAGAAGACUGGCUUCCAGGGAGCUAGGAUGAGUGUCUUAAAUCACAUGCCCACACUGACACACUUCUCUAACAAAGCCACUCCUAUUUCAACAAAUCUACUGCAUGUGCCAAGCAUAUUCAAACAAUCAUACUACCUGUAUUUUGAACUCAUUGUCUAGUCCUUGUAUCUUGGCAGUGUAGGUAUCUGUUUGCUCUUUUUGUAUCUAAAAGCACGCUGAAAACUUUGACGUUGGCAGAUAUGCUUCCAAGUCUAUGACUGUAAUAUACACACUUCCAUGCACACAUAGGAAUAUGUUUCAAUGAUGUGACAAAAUACAUAAGUUUAAGAGUGCCUAUAAAAUUGCAUACAUACUUAAGUUACCAAAAAUAUUUUUUUAAUUAAGAAUAUUCUAAAGACUUUACUGUUUGCUGGUAACUCACAGUGACUUGCAUAAGCCAUUAGGAUCUAAAGGAAUCCUUUUUAUUCUUUUCUACUGUUUACUUUUAAAAUUCUAGUCGGGUGAAAACAACUGCAGAUAUUGCCUUAGAAGUAAAGAACAGGUGGUUUUCAUUACUAAAAGUUGCUGCAUAUGUAAUAUUUUAUCUGUUUAGAAAAUGGGCUUUCCAAAAGUGAUGGUGACCAAAACAAAAAUCAGUAUUUGUGUUUCCUUAAUCAAGAUUAAAAUGUAAUUAAAGGAAAAUAUUUUACAUAAAAA